AAGUGUGCAGUGAUUCAGGACACACUGGUGCUCUGAAAUAUUAUUAAAGCCGAACACCGUCUAAAACUGUCAGUUUACUGUGUAAGUGUACAGUGAACUCAUAACAUAUCGUUAUACACCGGCGUAUAACUUUCACUGAAGCGAAAUAACAUGUAGAAGUGUACAGAGAAUGAAGUACCACUUCGUAAGUGGUAGGCUCUACAUAAAUUUAUAAAAAUGUCAGAACUUAAUUCGCAGAACGAUCGAAAUGACUAGUGUUGGCUUAGCUCGAACCCUGGAGGGAAAGUGACUUAGGAAGAUCAGGGUUAAGGGUGUAUCAUAGAGCAGCAGGAGCCAGGAGGGCUGGCAGUAGCUCAGCAGGUAGAAGAGGAGUCUGCUUGCAUACUUCCUAACUCUCUUUACGCCUCCCACUUUUGGCGAGGUACGUGGCUUCCCUGCCUCUGUGCCACCACCACAAGCACCAGCAGUAGCUGUACCACCACCACAAGCACCACCACUACCAGCAACAUUCCUUUCAUCAAGCUGGGCCUUCCGCCACAAGAGAAAUGUUGGUGUGGAGCGGAACAUGAAGGAUGGAUGACGAGGAUGAGGUGGAUUGGGCAGUAGACAGGCGGCCACAACCACCACCACCACCACCACUCUGGCCACUACCCCACCACCACCACCAGCAGUCUGGCCACUACCCCAUCACCACCACCACUACCACCAGCAGUCUGGCCACUACUCCACCACCACCACCUCGCAACAACCACGAUCAGUUUCUGGCCUUGAUCGCUUCCUUCAGUGAAGCUUGGCCGGUGUAUUUGCUCGUACAUCUGGAAAGAUGGCGUCACCUGAGACGGUGAAGGUUAUUGUACGAUGUCGACCUAUGAACAAGCGAGAGAAGGAUCUGGGUUGCGAGUGCGUGGUGGUGAUGGAUGGCCUGGUGUGCGGACUCGUCAACCCGGAGGACAAGGGCACUGGGCCCAAGAACUUCACCUUCGACGGGGCCUACUUCACCGACUCCACCACCGAGGGCAUCUAUAAUGAUGUCGCCUUUCCGCUAGUCGAGAGUGUGUUAGAGGGGUACAACGGAACGGUGUUCGCCUACGGCCAGACAGGGUGUGGGAAGUCCUUCACCAUGCAGGGAGUGGUAGACCCUGCCACACAGCGUGGUAUCAUACCCAGGGCAUUCGAGCACAUCUUCGAGGUGAUCCAGACGACAGAGAACAUGAAGUACCUGGUUUUGGCCUCCUACCUCGAGAUCUACAAUGAGGAAAUUCGUGACCUCCUCGGAACAGAUGUUAAGAAGAAGCUCGACCUUAAGGAGCACCCUGACAAGGGUGUCUAUGUCCAAGAAGCAACAAUAUGAACACUGCACAAAAGGAGGCACUUAAAAGAUUAAAAGAGCUGCAAGAGAAAAUGGUGGGUGGAGAGAAAACUCAGGACAACGAACUCAAAGCGAAGAGGAGCAAGCGAAAGAAGUAUAUGGAGAAGAGGAUGAAGAUCUUGACACAAGCACUGAAGAAUGUGGAUGACGAAGAUGGGAUUAUGAUUAAGGUGUACGACGACAUUCACGAGGAGCUCAAAGCUAAGACUGAACUGGUGAAGCAACAGAAGAACAAGAUCAGUACUCUGGAAAAUGAAAUAAGCGACCUGUCCUCAGAGUUUCAAGAAGAGAGAACCGACUACCUUGAGACUAUACGAAAACAAGAGCAACACUUGAAGCUUCUUACCGCUAUCCUGGAAAAGGUGCAACCCACCAUCAGAAGAGACUGCAACUAUAGUAACAUAGAUGCAAUCAAGAAGGAGGCAGUGUGGGAGGAUGAAUACCAACGCUGGCGGAUGCCUGAGCUCAUGCUAGUCAAGACCAAGCUGCCUCCUGCUGGGAUCCAGCCAGGAGGCCGCAUCUGCCAGGGCCCUCCCAGCGCCCGCAUCUGUGGCUGGGCAGCUGCACUCCCCAGUAGCAACCCACCCACACCACCCGAGGACACUGUCGAGGAGGAACUGCUGCAGUUGGAGAGUGAACCAGAGGACCCUUUCCUGCAGCAGAAACUCCAGAAGAGUGAGGAGGAGGACAUUGCUGGCACCUACUUCAAGCCCAAAAAGAGAGCGAACGAGCUUCUGGUGAAGUUUCAAGAGGACAGUAAUAUGUUAGGCAAAUCCAUCACCAAGAAGAACAGCACAAACAACAAUGCCCUCAACUUGAGCAUGGGUCAAAGCAUGUGGGGGAACACCCUCAAUCUCAGCUCCUCCUUCAACAACUCCCAAGGAUCAGGCUCCUACAAUUCAUCCUGGGGCUCAAACUAUUCCUCCGCCUCCUCAAGUGGAGGAGGAGGAGGAGGAGGAGGAGGCGGAGGAGGGGAAGCAGGAGUGAUAAGUAAUGGUUGGUUAGGGAAUGGGUUCAUGUCUAUAUCACCGGAGACGUCGACGAAGAAACCUACCAGACUCCAAGCACUGCCAAACAUUGACCGAAGAACGAAAAAAAAGAGUAAAGACGUCCUCCACACGCUUGAUUUGAUAUAGGGAGGGAGAGAGGCAGCGACAACACUGUGAUAUACCCUGUUCCAACUCGUAUCAACAUGCAUCAGCUGGACACAUCCUAGUACCAUCUUUUGUAGUGUCGAGGAAGGACACUCAGAAUUUACUCCAAAACAAAAUGUAAAUGGACACAUCUGAAGUAAUUACCUAAGUAUAGUUACAGGAUGAGAGCUAUGCUCGUGAUACGAUUUACAUUUGAAAAAGUCACAACAAAGUUUAGGGAGGUCACGAUCUCUGCUGACAAUGUGUGUUCCGGUAAUGGUACUCAAACAAUUACAUGUGUUUAUCAACCGAGGACUACUGCAAAAGUAAGGGAUUAUGAGUAAAAUGAAAAACAA
Procambarus clarkii (red swamp crayfish) is the source of this 2858-nucleotide messenger RNA. NCBI's taxonomy places the organism in Eukaryota, Metazoa, Arthropoda, Malacostraca, Decapoda, Cambaridae. The record is from RefSeq and is a predicted model, not a curated record.